CUUGAGAAAUUCAGAGGGGUAAACUGGUAAUUUGGAAGUAUGUCACCCCUGAGAUGAAAAGAGAUGAAAAUAGGAGAAAUCUCUUGUGCAGGUGGAAACAUUUUGAAAUAAGGAUGAGGAAUCACGGAUUUUGGCGAAGUAACAUUGGGUCAAUAAAAUCCUUGUCUGUAAAGAAAGAUUUCUCAACUGCUGCAGUAUCCACAGUGACGGGAAGAUUUCCUUUUUUCAGUCUUCUUCGAUAUUAUUCUACAGAGCUGCAGCCUCAAUUGUCUAUUGACCUCAUUAAAAUGAUGGACCAAAGGUUAUCUGCAAUUGAGAACAGGAAUGCUGAACUUCAGCAUUUUUUACAUCAGCCGGAAUUGACACCUUCUGAAUAUUCAACGGCCAACAAAGAGCUCAGGAAGCUCAGAGAUUCAGUAGAUCUCAUAAGCAAGUUAAGGGCAAAACAGAAGGAGAUUAAGGAACUGAAGUCAGUAAUAUCUGAAUGUCAAGAUGAAAAAGACAUGCAGCAGAUGGCUUCUGAAGAAUUGAGUGAAGCCACAGAAGAUGAGAAGAAAUUUCAGUUUCUCCUUCUGAAGUCAUUACUACCCAAAGAUGAUGCUGACGAGAGGGACUGCAUUCUCGAAGUGAGGGCAGGAACUGGAGGGGAAGAGGCUUCUUUAUUUGCGAUGGACAUAUUCAAAAUGUAUGAAAAAUAUUCUGUGAAAAAAGGCUGGAAGUACGAGGUUCUAGAAAUAGCUGAGUCUGAUCUUAAAGGAUACAAGGAAGCUAUUGCUUCUAUCUCUGGAGGUGGUGUGUACGGGAAACUAAAAUUUGAGAGUGGAAUUCACAGAGUUCAGCGGGUGCCUGUGACAGAGAAAGCUGGACGUGUUCACACCAGUGCUGUCUCUGUUGCAAUUCUCCCGCAGGCAGAUCUGCUAGAUGUGAAGUUGAGGAAUGAAGAUUUGAGAAUUGACACUUACAAAUCAGGGGGAUCAGGAGGUCAGCAUGCAAAUACCACGAACAGUGCUGUUAGAAUCACUCACAUGCCAUCAGGGAUAACUGUUUCCAUACAAGAUCAGCGCUCCCAGCAUAUGGAUUUCUCCCACUUAGACCCAAUAGCGGGUAGCACGAAGCACUCUAAGAUAUGGCACACUCUACUGCGUGCCAUCCCGCUCGACCUGGCAUGCAGAUUUGAUAGUUGUAUAACUCACCUCCAAUUCAGUUACCAAAUGCUUUUUGUGCGAAACUACAUUUCUUUUGCUGUUGGCAGUUACCCUUGAUCUAUUAAAACCUGAGCUCAUUUAACAUUUUGCUAGUUACUUGAGAUGAAUUUGCAGAAAUAAAUAAAGCUGUAACAUGAUUCCUCAAUUCUCUUGGUCUCCCUGAGGAACAUAUUUAGCAGUUUGAAGGAAUAAACAGAUUUUUAGGAUGUGUACCUCUUUUAGUAUUCUUAUAGUGUUCUUAGUUUUAUAUGAUAAGCCUAUUGCUCAUAUAGUUCAUUUAGGUAUGUGUGUUCCUUGGCAUCAUUGCUGAUUUUUCGGUUACGAGCCAUUCUAGCAUGAUAGUAUUUUUAGCCUCCACUAGCUUUGAUGUUUUUUUUUUCUUUCUGAAAAUCUUUCGCCCCCCCCCCCAAACCCCACACCCACUCAUUUGCUAUCUUUUGGCAUUU
This is a messenger RNA of Solanum dulcamara, 1651 nucleotides long. RefSeq names its product peptide chain release factor 1, mitochondrial. The transcript has 10 exons. Gene Ontology annotation, molecular function: translation release factor activity, codon specific. The record is from RefSeq and is a predicted model, not a curated record. NCBI's taxonomy places the organism in Eukaryota, Viridiplantae, Streptophyta, Magnoliopsida, Solanales, Solanaceae. Gene Ontology annotation, biological process: translational termination. The coding region runs from base 54 to 1262 and encodes 402 amino acids.